Molecule: messenger RNA, 1549 nt
Organism: Ixodes scapularis (black-legged tick)
Lineage: Eukaryota; Metazoa; Arthropoda; Arachnida; Ixodida; Ixodidae
Exons: 2
Coding region: 154-1350 (398 amino acids)
Biological process (GO): regulation of canonical NF-kappaB signal transduction; tumor necrosis factor-mediated signaling pathway; positive regulation of JNK cascade
Cellular component (GO): plasma membrane signaling receptor complex; cytoplasmic side of plasma membrane
Molecular function (GO): ubiquitin protein ligase binding; tumor necrosis factor receptor binding
Source: RefSeq, a predicted model, not a curated record
CAGGACACUACGCAGUUGCGUUAUCAGUUCAAAUGCGCCCGCACUUUCCAAGUGAACGCGUCUCUGACGACACAACGCUUGCUCGCCUGUCUGCUUUUCCAUCACGGGUUCAAACGCUAAAGUGGUCGCGGACUACUAACCUCAAGCUACGCCAUGGUGCAGGCCAAAAUUCUCACCGGGUUUUCGAGCUUUCUUGACUGGAAAUCGCUCGAGUUCCAGAAGCCACUACCAAAGGUCAUGAUUUGCAGCCUCUGCGGGGUGGCGUCAAGGUCGACCGUGCUCGCGGACUGCGAGCACACCUUCUGCAAGGAAUGCUACGUGUACCGAGUACUGGACCAGGGACACCCUCGGUGUCCUUUCCAUCAGAAGGACAUUGACCUGGACAACGUCCAGACCUUUGUCUUUACCGAACGCGACGCUAACAACAAUCCAGUUCGCUGUCUCAAUGCUCAUAACGGCUGCGGAUACUUGGGGCCGCUGUGCAGUCUUGAAGACCAUUACCUCAAGGAUUGCAACUUCCACAAAGUCACCUGCAUCUCGUGCAAGCUUCCUGUCCUCCGCAUGGAGAUGUUAGAUCACAUCGCAAACCGAUGUCCCUUCCUUGAAGUCGAUGCUCAUUCCUCCGUUAGCCACGAAAGGGAUACGGCCGAAGACCACAGCACUGUGACUGCGGCAAGCGCCAUCGCCCUGACGAACGUUCUCAAGUGCGCUGUCGAGGACAACACGAAUCUUCUGCUGGAGUCCAUGGAACAAUGCACGAAGGCCCUUAAGUUGACCGAGGGCUUGACGAGUAACCUGAUGACCUCUGUUCAACGUGGCAACCAAGUAGCUAGAAACACUAACAACAUGUUGACUACGUUUGUAGAAGACCGUGCCCGCCGCGAAGAGGUAGAGGCCAUGGAAGCCACGAUCCCGUUCUUCAGGAUCGACGGAAUCUUCUUGUCCAACGGCUCAUGGAAGCACAUCUUUGUCUUCGAUGAUGUUGCUCAAAGAAUAAGGGCUACUUCAAGAAGCCUUACCUUCUUAGCAAAGACUCCUUUCGCUCAAGUCUUGGUCAAUGGAAGUGCAGUUCGCAUGCGCCUGGAUUACGACGCUUCAGGCUACCUAUUCAGCGUUAUGUUUGAAGGGCCUUAUCGGGGCCAGCAACCACCAACGGGAAUGUAUUUUUACAUGGUCAACCAAAAGCAGUUCUACGAUUCUUUGAUACUCUGGCCUGAAGCCUGGGACAUCAGGCAAGACGAGUGGGUUGCACUAAGUUACAAAAGAAAGAUGCGCUUUGGCAACUCGUAUCUGGAAGCAAACGACCUCCUUCUCCAUGAUAAGAUCAUAUUCAUUCUAAAUGUACUCUAGAUUAGCGGUGUCCCUCACCAGGGGACAAAAGUCUGACCUGGAAAUACAGUGUGCUUGUUUGACAAUCCACUUGAAGAAGACACCACAGCUUUGCACUUCUCCAGGACCGGAUCGAAGCCAGCCCUUGCACAUCGCUCUUGAAUUGUCACCUCAAAUUCACCGUAUAUCUUGCUAUAGAAUACAAGCCUUGCUUUUGAAA